AUGCACUUCCCCAUGGACUACGUCUCUCAGAUGCAGAUGCCGCCGCCCCGGAACGCCUUCAACUUCAGAGACUUGUCAAUGCAGAAGGAGGUACCCAUGAGGAGGCCGGCUAUGGACUACUUCACCAUGUCGAAGCCCAUAAGAGGCUCCUCGCCAACGGCUAGCCUCGCUGCCGACAUGUCACAGAACAUGCACAUUGAUCAGAGUCCGGACAUUAUACCACCCACUCCUCGCCGUGCUCUCUUCGCGGCUGGCAUGUGGCAGACUCGUGACAAAUCCUUUGUAACCACUCCUCCGGUUGCGUCCUCGUCUCCUGGAGUCAACGAUGGCAUGGACAUGGACACAGAAUUGUCACCUCUGCCUCACAAAGCCCCGUACAUUCCCGUGCAGAUUCAGCUGCAAUCUCCCACUCCAGAGGAGACUCCUUCAGACGAACCGAUGCUCACAUCUCCUCCCACAUCGGACCCAAUAUACACGGACACCUGGUAUGCCCCGGUGCUUCCGGUCGUGGAAAAGAAGAAGUCGAUACCGCGACGGCCGUCGUUGACCCGGAUGAAGGGUCUCAGCACAGGAUCGAUACCUCAGGCACUACACCCUGAGAGUCAGCUGCCGCCAUUCAAGUUCGGCAACUAUUCGGCUAAACCAACAUCUCUUUCCCUGGAACAGAUCUUCGAGUCAAGUCCAGUUCAAGAGAGAACGAGGCCGAGUCCUGUACUCGCCUCUUCGAGACCGCGGCCGCCGUUCGGUGGACUGCUUUCAAACUCGCGUAAUGGAUCACCCAACAGCCAACAUCUGCGCAAGGCAUCCAACCCAGUGACUCGACCAAGGAAGCUUACUCGUCGCUCGCUGAGCAUGUAUGAGCACCCUGAGGAUGUCAUGAAAGGCGAGAAAGACAAUGAACCAUCCCUUCCACCAAUCAUGGACAUCGAAGGCCACGCUAGCAUACCACGUCUGCCACACUUCACUACAGAUCAGAUUGGUGACCUGCCAAGAAUCAGUAAAGACACCAUGAUUGACAUCCUCGAUGGCAAGUAUGAUGGCAUGUACCAGAAACGUGUCAUCAUCGAUUGUCGUUUCGAAUACGAAUAUCUGGGAGGCCAUAUCGACGGCGCGGUCAACUUCAACGACAGAGAACGCCUAGCAAGUCAGCUGCUUGAGGUUGAACCUACCUCAAACGCUUUGCUGAUCUUUCACUGCGAGUAUUCUGCACACCGUGCUCCUCUUGUCGCUAAAUUUAUUCGCAACAGAGAUCGUGGAGUGAAUGCUGAUCGCUACCCAGCCUUGACGUAUCCAGAAGUCUACAUUCUGGACGGCGGCUACAGCUCCUUUUACAAGGAUCAUCGAGCGCGAUGCUUUCCUCAGAAUUAUGUUGAGAUGGAAGCCAAGGAACACGAAAUGGCGUGUGAGCGUGGCAUGGGCAAAGUCAAGCAGCAGCGCACGAAGUUGAUGCGCGCUCAGACAUUUGCUUUUGGCCAACAUUCUCCCCAAGUCGAUUCGAGUCCAACGGCAAUGGUCGAUGUCGGCUUGACUCUGAUGAUAUGGAACUUGGUCUUAACUUCACACCCGCUCCCGGCAUCCGACCUACUCUUGAUGGCUUGCGUCGGGCAGGCACUUUGCGGCAAUUCUCUUAUUAGGAGAGUCGCAUCUGCACUUUGGACGAUGCGAAACAUUCUGGAAGCUAUCAAUUGGUACGCUUGCAUAUAUUACGCAUCACCAUGA
Cyphellophora attinorum is the source of this 1719-nucleotide messenger RNA. Its product is annotated as M-phase inducer phosphatase. Lineage: Eukaryota; Fungi; Ascomycota; Eurotiomycetes; Chaetothyriales; Cyphellophoraceae. Gene Ontology annotation, biological process: protein dephosphorylation; positive regulation of G2/MI transition of meiotic cell cycle; positive regulation of G2/M transition of mitotic cell cycle. Bases 1 to 1719 code for a protein of 572 amino acids. Gene Ontology annotation, cellular component: nucleus; cytoplasm. Gene Ontology annotation, molecular function: protein tyrosine phosphatase activity. The transcript has 3 exons. The record is from RefSeq and is a predicted model, not a curated record.